Messenger RNA from Debaryomyces hansenii CBS767, 1158 nucleotides. RefSeq lists its product as uncharacterized. Lineage: Eukaryota; Fungi; Ascomycota; Pichiomycetes; Serinales; Debaryomycetaceae. Bases 1 to 1158 code for a protein of 385 amino acids. The transcript has a single exon. Gene Ontology annotation, cellular component: mitochondrion. Gene Ontology annotation, biological process: glycerophospholipid biosynthetic process. The record is from RefSeq and is a predicted model, not a curated record.
AUGUUAUUAACUAGACACCCAAUUAAUGUUGUUAGGCCAUUAGGUCAUUAUUUACGUUGUUCUACUCGAAGAUUUUCAAAAGUUUCAGAUAUUGCAUUUGUUUUCGACAUAGAUGGUGUAUUACUCCGUGGGUCGAAGACAUUGCCAACAGCCAAGCCAGCAUUAGAACUAUUAAAUGAACAUAAAGUCCCGUUUAUAUUAUUAACUAAUGGUGGAGGUGUUACAGAAUCAGCAAGAGCCAAUUUCCUAUCAUCUGCGAUCGGAGUCCCCAUUUCUCCUUUGCAAAUAGUUCAGAGUCAUACACCAAUGAAAGCAUUUGCACAUAAUAAUCAAUUUGACAGGGUAUUGGUUGUGGGUGGAGAUAAAGAUAAUGCCAGAGAGUGUGCGAAUGAAUACGGCUUUAAAGAUGUGAUUAUGCCUAUUGACAUUGUGAAUGCUGAUCCUUCUAUAUCAGCCCAUCAUAGGAUUGCCGCAGAGGAAUUUAAAUAUGCCUUGAGUCCAGAAAAGCUCAAUAUAGAAAAGCCAGUGAGCGCAAUUUUGGUGUUCAAUGAUGCUAGAGAUAUGGGGACAGAUACGCAAAUAAUCCUUGAUUUAUUAAAUUCAGAAAAUGGGGUCAUUGGAACGAAGCGAUCCAUUACCAGUAUCAACGAUAAACAUAAACCUUCUAUUCCAAUUGUCUUUAGCAACAAUGACUUUUUAUGGGCAAAUGACUAUAAGCUUCCAAGAUUUGGACAAGGUGCGCUAAGAAUUAUGAUUGAAGCAUUGUAUAAAGAGGUGAAUGGCUUGAAGGAAAACGAGAAAUUGCAAUCAGAAAUUUUGGGUAAGCCAUUUCCGAUACAAUACGAUUUUGCUCAUAAUGUUUUAAUUGAUUGGAAUACGAAAAUGGCUGAGAAUAAUACUAAUGACUUGAAUCAACUCUUGCCAAAAUUGAAUGAAAAACCUACAAAUUCACCCUUUAGAAAAAUUUACAUGAUUGGUGAUAACCCUGCAUCAGAUAUUAUGGGUGCUAAUGUUAAUGGUUGGGAAUCAUUAUUAUUGAGGACGGGUGUUUACAAGGAUGCAGAUUGGGAUACAAUUGUUGCAAAACCCUCGGCUGGUGUUCAUGAUGAUGUUUUAGAAUCAAUUAGAUUUGCAUUGCGUGAAAAUUCUGUUAUGUAG